Messenger RNA from Guillardia theta CCMP2712, 672 nucleotides. RefSeq lists its product as hypothetical. Gene Ontology annotation, molecular function: DNA-binding transcription factor activity, RNA polymerase II-specific; zinc ion binding. The transcript has a single exon. NCBI's taxonomy places the organism in Eukaryota, Cryptophyceae, Pyrenomonadales, Geminigeraceae. Bases 1 to 672 code for a protein of 223 amino acids. Gene Ontology annotation, biological process: regulation of DNA-templated transcription. The record is from RefSeq and is a predicted model, not a curated record.
AUGGAGGCCCGGAGAGAUCAGUACCAAGGCUUCGUGGAGACAUGGGUGGGGGUGACUAGGGUGUGUACGAGCAGGGGAUACUACAGACACGAUCUGGGCGCCAGCCGUCUUGAGGUCGGGCGCAAGUCUUUGGCAGAGGCGAUGAGCCAAGAGUGCCCGUCAGGGCUGCCGUCGGUGGACGACGAGCUGCCGUACCUGCAGAUGUCGUCGUCGGACGUGGAGAGCUUCCUGGAGCCCGGGGGCGAGGACGUGCCGGCGCCGUCGCAAGGGAAGCGGAGGGCGGCCAAGGCGUGCGAGGGGUGCAGGAGAAGGAAGCUGAGGUGCGACGACGGGCGGCCUUGCGGGCGGUGCAUGGAGGACCUUCAGGAGUGCGUGGAGGAGGACGCGAGCGCGAGGAAGAGAAGGAGGCCAAGCAGGGAGGAGACGAGCGGGAAGCCGUGCGAUCACUGCCGGGAGAGCGGGCUGUGGUGCGAGGAGACGCGACCGUGCUGGCGCUGUGUGAUUGCGGGGCUGAGCUGCACGGACAAGGGGGAAGGGGGGCAGGGGGGAGGGAAGGGGGAGGGUGGAGAGGGAGAGAUUGUUAUUGAAGGCAACCUGGGAGGGGCAGAGUGUAAGGGACAAGGGGAGGGAGAGGAGGUCGGAGAGGCUAACCUGAGUUUCAAUGAGUUGUAA